Arachis ipaensis is the source of this 1635-nucleotide messenger RNA. RefSeq names its product Cytochrome P450 superfamily protein (gene ROT3). NCBI's taxonomy places the organism in Eukaryota, Viridiplantae, Streptophyta, Magnoliopsida, Fabales, Fabaceae. The record is from RefSeq and is a predicted model, not a curated record. Gene Ontology annotation, molecular function: heme binding; oxidoreductase activity, acting on paired donors, with incorporation or reduction of molecular oxygen, NAD(P)H as one donor, and incorporation of one atom of oxygen; iron ion binding. Gene Ontology annotation, biological process: sterol metabolic process; brassinosteroid homeostasis; brassinosteroid biosynthetic process.
CUUCAUCACGAGUCUUUGUUGGUGGCUUCUCCGUGAAAAUAACAAGAAGAAGAAGAAGAAGAAGGUGAGAAGGGGGAAGGUUCCAGAAGGGCGGUGGGGUUGGCCUAUAAUCGGAGAGACCCUUGAUUUCAUUGCCUCUGGCUACACUUCUCAACCGCAACCUCUCACCUUCUUGGAAAAGCGCAAGUCCAUGUAUGGGAAUGUGUUCAAGACGAGCAUAUUGGGAAGCAGUGUGAUAGUGUCGACGGAGGUGGAGGUGAACAAGGUGGUUCUGAUGAACCAAGGGAACAUGUUCGUCCCUGCUUAUCCCAAAUCAAUAAGGGAACUCAUGGGGGAACACUCCAUACUCAACAUGAACGGCACCCUCCACAGGAAGAUGCAUGCACUCAUCGGAGGCUUCCUCCGAUCCCCGCAGCUCAAGGCUCGAAUCACCACUGACAUUGAACGCGCUGUCAAACAAUGCUUGGCCACUUGGACCUCGCACCAAUCAAUAUACGUUCAAGAUCAAGUCAAAAUGAUUACGUUUAGUGUAUUGGUUAAAGUUUUGAUGAGCGUUGGUGCUGGUGAAGAGCUCAAGUUGUUGAAGAAAGAAUUUGAAGAGUUCAUCAAAGGGUUAAUUUGCUUGCCCCUCAAGUUUCCAGGAACAAGGCUAUACAAAUCCUUGAAGGCGAAAGAAAGAAUGGUGAAGAUUGUGAAGAGGAUAAUAGAGGAGAGGAAAAAGAAGAAGAAGGAAAAAUGUAGUAAUGAAGAGGAGAAGGAUGUGGUGGACGUGGUGUUAGGGAAUGAGUGGAAUCCGGAGCUGACGUUGGAAAUGAUGAGCUCGAACAUAAUAGAGAUGAUGAUACCUGGUGAAGAGACCCUUCCUACUGCCAUGACCAUCGCUCUCUUCUUCCUUUCUAACUCCCCUCUUGCUCUUUCCAAACUCCGAGAGGAGAACAUGCAACUGAAGAGGCAGAAGAGUAGUAGUCCUAACUCUUCAGAUGAAUAUGCAUGGACUGAUUACAUGUCACUGCAAUUUACUCAGAAUGUCAUAAGUGAAACUCUUAGAAUGGCCAAUAUUGUCAACGGCAUUUGGAGAAAAGCAGUCAAAGACGUAGAAAUUAAAGGGUACUUAAUUCCUAAGGGAUGGUGUGUUAUGGCAUCACUUACCUCUGUUCACUUAGACUCCAACAACUAUGAAAACCCCUUUAAGUUUGAUCCAUGGAGAUGGGAGAAAAUUGGAGCUGCGGCUAGUAACAACUGUUUUACCCCAUUUGGCGGUGGACAGAGAUUAUGCCCUGGGUUAGAACUCUCUAGGCUAGAGCUUUCUAUUUUCCUUCACCAUCUUGUCACUACUUACAGAUGGGUAGCUGAGACAGAUGAAAUAAUAUACUUUCCAACCGUCAAGAUGAAAAGAAAGCUGCCAAUUAGUGUAGAACCCAUUAAUGCAUGAUUGAAUUAGAUUAUAAAUAAAUCCCAGUAGUGUACAGAGGGAUAUUUAUUUUAACAUGGGGAAUAAAAUAAGAAUUGAAGGAAGACAAUGGGAAAUGUUUUUAUGUAUUCACUUCUUCUUGUACAUCAAGUCCAUAGACAUCUCUUUAUAAUGGAAUGGAAUGGAAUUUCAAUGUUUAUCCAAUAAGAAAAGAAUUUGUGUUC